Messenger RNA from Amorphotheca resinae ATCC 22711, 1851 nucleotides. RefSeq lists its product as hypothetical. Bases 175 to 1491 code for a protein of 438 amino acids. The transcript is spliced from 12 exons. Gene Ontology annotation, molecular function: hydrolase activity, acting on carbon-nitrogen (but not peptide) bonds, in linear amides. Lineage: Eukaryota; Fungi; Ascomycota; Leotiomycetes; Helotiales; Amorphothecaceae. The record is from RefSeq and is a predicted model, not a curated record.
CGGCCUUGCUUUAUGAGAUAGCUGGAGAGUAUUAAACCUUCUUCAUUUCUCACUUCGUCUCUUCUACUUAGUAGUACUCUUUCCAUUGGAUCUAUCUGUCUUCAACUUCACGAACUCUGGUAGCCUUCCUUCCGUCCGCCACGCGACCCCGCUAAGCACCCACCCAUCUUCAACAUGGGAUUGACCGAGAUCCGCAACGUGUGUAAAGUGUCUUUGGAUAUCCCGGCUGAAAAGCAUGAGAAACUGCAUAAUAGGUGGCAUCCUGAUAUCCCAUUUGCCGGUACCAUUAAAAAUGGGGAAACCGUGAAGAUCGAAUGUCUGGACUGGACAGGCGGCCAAAUUGGAAAUAAUGACAGCGCGGACGAUCUCAACAAUGUUGAUCUUACAAAGAUCCAUUACUUGUCGGGACCGUUCGAGAUUGAGAGCGCUGAGCCUGGAGAUGUAUUACUUGUGGAAAUCAUGGACGUCCAGCCUCUACAAGAAGCACCUUGGGGCUUUACCGGUGUUUUCGCCAAAGAAAAUGGAGGAGGGUUCUUGGAUGAAUUCUAUCCUACAGCAGCUAAGGCUAUCUGGGAUUUCGAGGGAAUCUACUGCAGCUCUCGACAUAUCCCUCAUGUCAAGUUCCCAGGUUUGAUCCAUCCAGGUAUCAUUGGUUGUGCACCUUCAGCAGAGGUUUUGGCGACAUGGAACAAGCGUGAGGGGGAGCUCAUUGCAGCAAACAAGUUAGACAGGAUUGUUGCCCAGCCUCCUAACACUAAAAAUGCGCAUGCUGGUAGCGCUUCUGGAGAUAUCAAAGAAAAGAUUGCUCGUGAGGGAGCUAGAACGAUACCUGGCCGCCCUGAACAUGGUGGAAACUGUGACAUCAAAAACCUCAGUCGUGGAAGCAAGGUCUACCUGCCAGUCCAUGUGCCUGGAGCUAAAUUCAGUGUCGGUGACUUGCACUUCUCUCAGGGCGAUGGAGAGAUCUCAUUCUGUGGCGCUAUUGAGAUGGCCGGUGUUAUCACGAUUAACUUCAAGGUUAUGAAGAAUGGCAUGGCCGACUUGGGCAUGAAAUCUCCCAUGUACCUCCCGGGACCAGUCGAGCCGCAUUACGGACCUGGCAGAUAUUUGACCUUUGAAGGAUUCUCCGUCGAUCAGCACGGAAAGCAGCAUUACAUGGAUGUAACGGUUGCAUACAGGCAAACGAUUCUUCGUUGCAUCGAGUAUCUCCGCCGCUUCGGGUACUCGGAUUAUCAGAUAUACCUACUCCUAUCCUGCGCUCCAAUCCAAGGUCAUGUAGCGGGAAUUGUCGAUAUCCCUAACGCCUGUACUACGCUUGGCCUUCCAAUGGACAUUUUCGACUUCGAUAUUUCGCCUACAGGCCCCGCCAAGAAGCUCGAUAUGGGCAGCUGUGCUUACCCCACCGGUGUCAAGGAAGGUGAGGUGACUAUGGGGGGUGCUAAUAGUGAGAUAAGUUGGGGUGGUGGCUUGACAUAUAAAGAAAAGCAGUAGUUGAAAAUCAGAAGGUCGUUAUACUUCGAGUGAAAUAUGAUCAAGUUGGAAUAGAAACACGGUUUAAUAUGUUAAGUUGAGAUACAUCAAUUACCAUGUUAUAUCAGAUCAGGUUGGUUUAUCUUCUCUGGUGGUUUGUUUGCAAACUACAGACACAAUUUAUGACUGAGAGUUAGCUUCAACUCGAGAUUGCAAAUUAGAUCUCGGCAAGUUUCUCAUACCUCAUAUAUGCUUCAAGCUAUCACCUCCGUCGUCGGCAGCAGUGUUGGAUUUCCCUUGUAAAUGCAAACACCUCUGAAAGACACUUCGUUCACUCGAGUCUAAACAAGAUAAGAGAGGGGUGACUGUUCUUUACCAAGC